Oryzias latipes (Japanese medaka) is the source of this 4770-nucleotide messenger RNA. RefSeq names its product integrin, beta 1a (gene itgb1a). Gene Ontology annotation, molecular function: fibronectin binding; C-X3-C chemokine binding; laminin binding. Gene Ontology annotation, cellular component: synapse; cell surface; integrin complex. The record is from RefSeq and is a predicted model, not a curated record. NCBI's taxonomy places the organism in Eukaryota, Metazoa, Chordata, Actinopteri, Beloniformes, Adrianichthyidae. Gene Ontology annotation, biological process: cell adhesion mediated by integrin; cell-matrix adhesion; cell migration.
AAAGGAAAGCGGGGGUUACUUACUUCUCGGCUUUGCCCGAUUGAGGCUGACGAUAGGAGAGCCUCACUUCCACGCUAGAGAGGGGAGCCGUGUCUCUUGGAGUUUUUAGGCACUUGAUACUUCACAUCCUAUAGAAAAUUUUCUCAAAGGAAAGUUGAUGGGAAUGAGCGGCAGGAAAGGUCUUCUUUGAGUUGACAGAGAGAGUGGCCCCCGGUGCCAACAGGGCAGAUAGUUGCUGCUCUCGCCGCGAGCUGGACGAGGGUUAGCUUACUGCAUGUUGCCUCGGAUAUAAACAUCACUGCGGCAAGAUGGACCUAAAGCUAUUUUUGAUGACUACCCUGUUGGGGAUCUUCUGUUACUGUUUUGCUCAGAAAGAGGGGAACGAGUGCAUCAACGCCAAUGCCAAAUACUGUGGAGAGUGUAUCCAAGCUGGAGCCAAAUGUGGCUGGUGCAAAGACCCGAACUUUUUGAAACAGGGCGAGUCCUUGUCAACCCGCUGUGAUGAGUUCCAGUCUCUGUUGACGAGGGGUUGCACUGAGGACAUGAUUGAAGACCCACACGGAGAGCACAAGGUCCUGCAGAACAAAACGGUUACAAACCGCAAGAAAGUUAAAGACAGAUCCAGAGCAAAGCAGCUAAAGCCGGAGGACAUCACUCAGAUCCAGCCCCAGAAACUCAACCUAACCCUUCGAUCUGGAGAGCCUCAGUCCUUUAAGUUGAAGUUCAAGCGAGCCGAGGAUUAUCCCAUCGACCUUUAUUACUUGAUGGAUCUGUCCUUUUCCAUGGCGGACGAUCUGGAGAACGUGAAGAACUUGGGAACCAGUCUAAUGUCGGAGAUGUCAAAGAUAACAUCUGACUUCAGGAUAGGUUUUGGGUCUUUUGUGGAGAAAACCGUCAUGCCUUACAUCAGCACCACCCCAGCCAAACUGCGGAACCCGUGCACAGGCGACCAGAACUGCACCAGCCCGUUCAGCUACAAGAACGUGCUGAAGCUGACCGAAGAUGGCAAGUUGUUCAACACGCUGGUGGGCCAGCAGCACAUUUCAGGAAACCUGGACUCCCCAGAAGGAGGCUUUGAUGCCAUCAUGCAAGUGGCUGUGUGUGGGGAGCAGAUUGGAUGGAGAAACGUGACUCGCCUGCUGGUUUUCUCCACUGACGCCGGCUUUCACUUUGCUGGAGACGGUAAACUGGGAGGCAUUGUUCUGCCCAAUGAUGGAAAAUGCCACUUGGAGAACAACGUUUAUACCAUGAGCCACUACUAUGACUACCCCUCCAUCGCACACCUGGUUCAGAAGCUGAGCGACAACAACAUCCAGACUAUUUUUGCAGUAACUGAAGAGUUCCAGCCGGUUUACCAGGAGCUGAAAAAUCUGAUCCCAAAGUCUGCAGUCGGUACUUUAUCGGCAAACUCCAGCAAUGUCAUUAACCUCAUCAUAGAUGCUUACAAUUCUCUGUCAUCUGAGGUCAUCCUGGAGAACAGCAAGCUUCCAGAGGGCGUGACCAUAGCGUACAAAUCGCACUGCAAGAACGGAGUGGUCAGCGAGGGGGAAAGUGGACGCAAGUGCUCCAACAUCUCCAUUGGAGAUGAGGUCACAUUUAAUAUCAGCAUCACAUCCAAAGGCUGUCCCAAAGGAGGCACGGCGGAAACCAUCAAGAUCAAGCCUCUGGGAUUUACCGAGGAGGUGGAACUCACCCUCAACUUUAUCUGUGAGUGCGAGUGCCACAACGACGGUGAGAAGAACAGCCCCAAGUGCCACUUUGGGAACGGGACGUAUGAGUGCGGAGCCUGCAAGUGUAACGAAGGCCGCGUGGGCAAACAGUGCGAAUGCAGCAGCAACGACGUGGCGACUGAGGACAUGGACCGCACAUGCCGCAAGGACAACAGCACCGACAUUUGCAGCAACAACGGCGAGUGCGUGUGCGGCACCUGCGAGUGCAAGAAGAGGGAGAAUCCCAACGAGAGGUACAGCGGCCUGUACUGCGAGUGCGACAACUUCAACUGCGACCGCUCUGGGAACCUGCUGUGCGGAGGGCACGGAACCUGCGAGUGCAGGGUGUGCAAAUGUGACCCCAUGUGGACGGGAAGUGCCUGCGAGUGUUCUCAAGACAACCGGACGUGUUUGGCCAGCAACAAGCAGAUCUGCAACGGCAGAGGAACCUGUGAAUGCGGCGUCUGCAAGUGCACUGACCCCAAAUUCCAGGGUCCCACCUGCGAAGCCUGCCCCACCUGUCCCGGAGUCUGCACUGAGCACAAGGAUUGCGUGGAAUGUCGGGCCUUCGGCACCGGCGAGAUGAAGGACAAAUGUCAGGAAAUGUGCAGCACAUUUACCCUGAUCAAAGUGAAGGACCGAGACAAGCUGCCCCAGCCCAACGACGCCUCCUACCCCGUUAUGCACUGCAAGGAGCGGGACGCCAACGACUGCUGGUUCUACUACACCUACGCCGUCAACAACAACACAGAAAAAGUGGUUCACGUGGUGGAAACUCCUGACUGCCCCUCAGGUCCUGACAUCAUCCCCAUCGUGGCUGGCGUGGUGGCCGGCAUCGUCCUGAUCGGCUUGGCCCUGCUGCUCAUCUGGAAGCUGCUGAUGAUCAUCCACGACCGGAGGGAGUUCGCCAAGUUUGAAAAGGAGAAGAUGAAUGCCAAGUGGGACACGCAAGAAAACCCCAUUUACAAGAGUCCAAUCAAUCAGUUCCAGAACCCCAACUACGGACGUAAAGCUCCUGUUCUUUAAGGGGAAAAUCCCAUCUACAAAAGCGCCGUGACGACGGUGGUCAAUCCUAAAUACGAGGGCAAAUAACGGCCCGGAGGCUUGAAGUGAACUCUGAGCGCCGCCGCAUUCGACGGAGCACACGGAAGAAAUACUUCUUCUUUUUUUUUUUUUAUCCCUUCACUUUAUCAGCAUCAUGUAUCAUCCGGCCACUGCAUCAGAUAUUUGUGCUAACACACAUGCUUUAUAUGCGUUUGAUGUACAGUAUUCAGUUUGUGUAUAUACUUUGAAGGUGCAUUUUUGCAGAAGUUGUGUUUUUGAAAUCUGCCGAUGGUUUGGGCGAAGGACUUCUUCACUUUUUAGCCGUUUUUAUCGACACCUUGUGGACUGUGUGGAUGAACACCACCAUGUGCCAGACUUCUUUUGCCUCUUUGUGUUAAUUGUCUACCCAUAAUUCCCGGUGUAUACCUCAUGGCGAUGUUGUAACCGCAUUGGAAGUGAAGGGAAUCGUUGCGAAAUGUGACACAAGCCGAUGACAUCAUCCCUCAUUGGAAUUUUGCAGCCGUAGUACAAUCACGUGCAUCUUUAACUUUGACUUAUUUUAGCGAUUAGAAUGGAUCAGAGCAAACUCCAUCCAGAAAAUUUCAGUUUCCACGACCCCGGAUUUCCUAGAUGAGGCCGCUUUUACUGCAUUCUAAGAUACAAACGGGGUUAGACAUCAUUUCAGUCUGACCCAGUUCUAAAUAGUAAAAAAAAAAAACACAACUAUAACGUUAGCUAUAUUCCAUUAAGGUAUGGAGGUUUUUUUAAAGUAUAGUUAUUUGUAAUACUGAGACUUUUAAAAAAUUAACUUGUUUACACCAUUAAUUAACCACAAACUCAAUUAGAUGCAAACAUCUUCAGAAAAACUUUAGUAAAAUACCAAACCACUGAAACGUUUAUCGUAGUUUAGGCGGAAAGUCGCAAGCGAAACCAGCCAACCUUGGUAGGAACUAGACCGCACAUUUGAGGCAGCGAAGCAUUACGAAGGCUGAUCGCCAUGAAGUAUAAACCCAGCAUAAAACUGCACCUCUUCGGUCUAUUCAUAACAAUCCGCUCCAAUUAGACUCUUCUGAUUAACCGACCUGACGGUGGUUGUAAGCUAGAUUUUUUUCACAUUAAGAUUCAAUCAUGACUAAGCGAAAUAGGAUGAAGGUAAGUUUUUUAUGUUCACUUUGAUGUACAGUUCUAUAAAUGAAGGGAGUGUAAACCACUGGUUUAAAUUAUGAAAUUGUUGCCUUCAGGAACAAUCAGAGGAUCUGUAAAGUUCUGACACUAAAGGCGGUCAUGCAGCGAGAAAUUAUCUCUGCAGUUUAGUUCAGUUCUAAGGUGCUUUUUCUUUCUUUCUUUUUUUUUUUUUACUACACCAAAUAUAUUUUUGUCAGCUUUUUUCUUGAUUAGGUUUGAGUUAUCUUGUGAUGGCACGACUUCAGGACGAAAAACUUGCGUGUCUGUUGCAGUGUCACAUCAAUCUAUGGAGCCUUGACAUGACAUUCAAAUAAAUAAAUAAAAGGUCCUCUCAAAUAAAAAAUGUGUUGCCACAAAUUGGUAUUUUGUAGCCACAAUCAAGUAAUUUGUGGCCACAAUUUUGCUUUUUUUUGGUGAAAUUUAAUGCACAAAAUUCUAAUUUGUGCAAACAAAAUACUAAUUUAUGCACACAAAAUGCUAACUUGUGCGCAUAAAAGAUGAACUUAUGUGGACAAAGUGCUAAAAUGUGGCCACAGAAUGCUAAUUUGUGCAAAUAAAAUUUUAUUUUGCUCGCACAAAAUCAGAAAUUUUGGCCACAAAAUGCUAAUUUGUUUCCACAAAAUAUAAAUUUGCAGCCACAAAUUAUUAACUUGAGGGAACACUUUUUUUUUUGUUUUGUUUUUUUAAUGUCGUGUCGGUAUAAAUCCGCUCUGCUCACACACAAAAAUACCACACUCUUAAGCUUAACUGUGUUUGUUUCGAAGUGCCUUUUCCUUUCAAUCACAUCUCCAAAUGCUGUUCCUGAGAUAUUUAUUAAACAAUACACAAAACC